CCUUUUCUUCGAGUUCGAAAAGCUGCCGGAACCAUCGGGGAACACCCCGAAGCGUGGGCGGCCGAAGAAGAACCCUCCGGACCCCCUCGCGUUGCUGGAUGGUGACGCCGUCGCAGGUACUUUAAGUAUAGUGGAUGAAUCGAUAAUCAAGUAAAUGGAUAUCAAUCAUGAAAAUGAAAAUCGACGAAAAUCGAUGGCGGUGUGAAUAAUGUAUCCAGAACUCUCAAGCUUCAGCAAAAGGGUCUCGGUCUCAGUAUCGUAGUUGGAAAUCAAUCAUAAAAGAGGUGCGUCGCAGUAUGAGCUCAUCAAUUGGGUAUGUCAGUGCAAAGAUGCCGGAGCGUCGUCCAUAGUGUACAAAUAAAUCGCGCGCCAUGCCUUUUUUGGCUACCAGUAGCACCUUGCGCCGAUGCUUUUCGUGAAUGAUCGCGCGUGCCCUAGACUGAAAAAAGCGGCGCCGUCGGGGGAGGGGCUCCCGGCCCAGCCCUCCGCAGGGGGGCCGCAGCGCGCCGUCGUAAGAGCCAGCGCAUGGCGGGCGCGGUUUAAUUGAGCGCCACUGAGUGUCUGUAGGGGCCGCUAGCGGCGGCGGCAUUUGUGGCCGUGAAGUGGCAGCGCUCUCCCUUCUUAUCGCCCCCCCGCCUGCCGGCUAGCAGGCGUCGUAGUAGAUGGGGCGAAGGCUGGGGUGUGUGUCUUUCAAAUUGCGGCGUCCCGCAUUCGGAUUUUGCCCUGCGAGGUCCGAAUGCGAGUGCAAACAAUGGCCCAGACAAGGAGACUGCGAUGGUUUGCAUUGCUUGCCUUCCCCGCACCAGCGGAAGCUGGAACUUCGACUCUUGCGGCAGAGGCGAAGUUCCGGCUUAGCUUCGCCUUUUCGACAGAGGCGAAGUUCCGGCUUCCGCUGCGGAGAAGACAAGCAAAGCAACCUCCUUGAAGAAAAGAAAAGCUUGCGCUGACUUUCACGCGGCGGAAGUACAGACUGCGCCUCCUGCGAAAGCGGCGAAGCUGCAGUUCCGGCUUUCGUUGUGGGGAAGAGGGCGAGCAAAGUAACUUAUUUGAAGAGCAAAAGAGCUUGGGUUGACUUUCGCGCCGCGGCCGCCGGAACUUCGCCGCUGUCGAAGGAAGUGCAGGAAGCUCCGGCUCCCGCAGUGUACAUGUUGAAGCCGGUCGUCUUCCAAUAUUUUGCGCGGACGCCCGUCCGCGCCGAUCGGUGGGCUGGCACAAAAUGCCAUCAGGUGCUUGCCGAAGCCCUUCAUAGUUCCUCGCGUAGCUAGCAGUCGUGGCCGGUUUGCGGGCCUUCAGCAGCAGCUCCCGUUCCGUAUCCCCGUACUGCCGCUCCGUUGGCUUGCGGCUGGGGACGUUGAAAGCCGCCGUCGUUCGCGCGGCAUCGUCGUACUUCACCUCGGCGCCCUGAUUCGUGGCCCGCUUCAGCAUGGUCACGGUGAGGUCGUGGGUGAAAGCAAACACGAUGCUACUGCCGUGCUGGCGGCCCUACGGCCGGAGAGGUUCAUUGUCCGGACUACCAUCGGGGGCAGCAAAGUUCCAGAAAAAUGCGACGCUUUGCGAUCUCUCUUAGCACUGUUGCGGUUACGCCAAACGGCUGCACCGCUGUAAAAAGGCUGACUUAUACUGAAAACCAGCCAUCGGAAAAGACCCAGAAAAAUGGACCGUUAGCCCCUGUCUAGAUACGAGCCCACGACUGGCGUCCUUUAGGUAGAAACUGAAGCGCCCUUUACAAAAAUACGGAAAGACAUAGCCUCCCGCCCUGUCUAGAUAGGAACGGAGGCCCUUUUCAGGCGCGGGGAGAUCAAUAUUCCCGGACUUUCCAGGAAAAUCCUGGCAAAUCUCGCGCCCCCGGGCGUACUCCAACGCUCACGCUCCACGCGCUGUAGAGCUUGCUUGUCUUCCCCGCAGCGGAGGCCGCAACUUCGGCUCUGUCUAAAGAGGCGAAGUCCCGGCUUCCGCUGCGCGGAAGGGAGGCAGGGCAAAGUGUGGAACGACUUCAACCAAGACAGAGCAGCUGCAAAACUUGGAUGAAUAAAGGACAGGAGCAGUGACAUUCUGAGACAGUAGCACUUAGGGCGAAAAAUAGGCUACCACUACCCGCUGCGCUUUUAUUUGCAAAGCUUUUUCACUUCGGAUUUUGGAUGACCGUUUCGAAGCCACGGGGGGCGUGGCGUUUACAGAGACGCGAGCAAUUCACUCCCAGGUCUACCCCUGCUAGUUGCGGACGAUCAGCAGCAGGACGCUCUAUGCGUGGCAGAUGUGUCUAUGUCUGGCGCUGCGAGAUCUGGACACGACAAGAGUUGCGCAUUCUUCAGAGGAUGCGUCAGCUUUUUCUUUUUGCUCGUUUCGAAGGGUUUCCGGUCAUGGAAAACGCGGUAGAUCUACAGCGUAGUUUUGCAUGACGCCUGCUUCACUGCCUUCUUCAAUCAGACCCAGACGCAUUUGCAUCGGAUACGCCGAUGGAGGUCGCAAUGGCGCCGCGGCCGACAGCGAAUCCGAUGCCCCGGCUUUGACGGUGGAAGUCACCAUUUCCGCGGGGUGGCAGCAGGACCUUGGCGGUGCCCGAAAGGCUAUUUUAGAACGAAUGGCGGCGGAAGCCGGCGGGCUAUGGACCGUGAAGAUCACAGCGGAGACGGGGCAGACGACGGUCUUCUGCCGUAAUUGCCUCAGCAUAGCGAAGGGCGGCGAGCGGGAGUGUAAGUACAAGCUGACCGGGACGAUGCCAAAGGGCAACCGGGGCGGGACCCUCGAGCUGACGGCGAACAACUUGAAGCAUGGCACGCGCUUGCCCGGUGACCGCGCGGGAGCUCGCCGCCGGGCACUGCAG
Molecule: messenger RNA, 2824 nt
Organism: Amoebophrya sp. A120
Lineage: Eukaryota; Dinophyceae; Syndiniales; Amoebophryaceae
Source: the annotation of a GenBank genome assembly